Messenger RNA from Jaminaea rosea, 2779 nucleotides. Its product is annotated as aconitate hydratase. Gene Ontology annotation, biological process: tricarboxylic acid cycle. The transcript is spliced from 3 exons. NCBI's taxonomy places the organism in Eukaryota, Fungi, Basidiomycota, Exobasidiomycetes, Microstromatales. Gene Ontology annotation, molecular function: aconitate hydratase activity; 4 iron, 4 sulfur cluster binding. Gene Ontology annotation, cellular component: cytosol; mitochondrion. The record is from RefSeq and is a predicted model, not a curated record. Bases 1 to 2433 code for a protein of 810 amino acids.
AUGAUGGCCCUCCGCGCUCUUCGAUCGAGCGCCUCUAGGGUCGCCCCUCGCUCCUCCUCUUCGUCAUUGGCUGCUGCUUCGCGCGGUUACGCCACUGUCGCUGAGGAGGCUGCAGAGAUUCCCUCGUCUCUCUACGACCAAAAGGUCGACAUGUCCCAGGUCGAGAAGGGCAAGGGCUACUACAUCAAGUACAACAAGCUCGCAGAGAACAUUGACAUCGUCCGCAAGAGGCUCAACCGCCCCUUGACCUUGUCAGAAAAGAUCGUCUACGGCCACUUGGACGACCCCCAUGGACAGGACAUCAACCGUGGUGUUUCGUACCUCAAGCUCCGUCCUGACCGUGUCGCCUGCCAAGAUGCUACCGCCCAGAUGGCUCUUCUCCAAUUCAUGUCGGCAGGUCUCCCCGAGGUCGCUGUCCCCACCACUGUCCACUGUGACCACUUGAUCGAGGCUCAGGUCGGCGGUGUCAAGGACCUUGCCCGCGCCAAGGAGAUUAACAAGGAGGUCUACGACUUCCUUGCCACCUGCACUGCCAAGUACGGUAUUGGCUUCUGGAAGCCCGGAUCCGGUAUCAUCCACCAGAUUCUCCUCGAGAACUACGCCUUCCCCGGUGGUAUGAUGAUUGGUACCGACUCGCACACCCCCAACGCUGGUGGUCUCGGCAUGAUUGCCUGUGGUGUCGGUGGUGCUGACGCCGUCGACGUCAUGGCUGACAUUCCUUGGGAGCUCAAGUGCCCCAAGGUUGUCGGUGUCGAGCUCAAGGGCAAGCUGUCGGGCUGGACCGCGCCCAAGGACAUUAUCCUCAAGGUCGCCGGUGAGCUGACCGUCAAGGGUGGAACUGGCGCUAUCAUCGAGUACAAGGGCCCUGGUGUCGAGUCACUCUCUGCCACUGGUAUGGGUACCAUCUGCAACAUGGGUGCCGAGAUUGGUGCUACCACCUCCGUCUUCCCCUACAACGACCGCAUGGGUGCCUACCUCGAGGCCACGAAGCGUGGUGACAUCGCCAAGCUUGCCAAGGGAUUCCAGAAGAACCUCCUGCCCGACCAGGGCGCCGAGUACGACAGGCACAUUGAGAUUGACCUCAACAACCUCGAGCCCUACAUCAACGGCCCCUUCACCCCUGACCUUGCCACCCCCCUCUCCAAGUUCGCCGAGGAGGUCAAGAAGAACAACUGGCCCGAUGAGCUCAAGGUCUCCCUCAUUGGCUCAUGCACCAACUCAUCGUACGAGGACAUGUCUCGAUCUGCCUCGAUCGCCGAGGAGGCCCUCAAGCACGGUCUCAAGGUCAAGGCCAAGUUCACCAUCACCCCCGGAUCUGAGCAGAUUCGCGCCACCAUUGAGCGUGACGGCCAGAUGCAGACCCUCUCCGAGGCUGGCGGUGUUGUGCUCGCCAACGCCUGCGGACCCUGCAUCGGCCAGUGGGACCGUACCGACGUCAAGAAGGGCGAGAAGAACUCGAUCAUUACCUCGUACAACCGUAACUUCACGGGCCGUAACGAUGCCAACCCUGCCACUCACGCCUUCGUCGCCUCGCCCGACCUCGUCACCGCCAUGGCCUUCGCUGGCAGCCUGACCUUCAACCCCGUCACGGACUCGCUCAAGGGCGCCGACGGCAAGGAGUUCAAGUUCUCUGACCCCUCGGGCAUUGAGCUCCCCUCGCGCGGCUACGACCCCGGAGAGUCGACCUUCGCUGCUCCCCCUGAGUCUCUCAAGGAGCGCGAGGACAUCGCUGUGGCCAUCUCGCCCGACUCUGACCGUCUGCAGUUCCUUGCGCCCUUCAAGGCCUGGAACAAGGAGGACCCCAAGGGCUGCCCCGUCCUCAUCAAGGCUGUCGGCAAGUGCACCACUGACCACAUCUCCGCUGGUGGCCCGUGGCUCAAGUACCGUGGUCACCUGCAGAACAUCUCCAACAACUGCCUCAUCGGCGCUGUCCCCGAGGGUGGCAAGCCCAACGAGCUCACCAACCUCAUGACUGGCGAGACGGGCACCGUGCCCCAGGUUGCGGCUCACUACCGUGACAACGGCAAGCCGUGGGUUGUCAUCGGUGACCACAACUAUGGUGAGGGCUCCUCGCGUGAGCACGCCGCUCUUGAGCCCCGAUACCUCGGUGGUACCGCCAUCAUCACCCGCUCCUUCGCUCGUAUCCACGAGACCAACUGCAAGAAGCAGGGUCUCCUCCCGCUCACCUUCAAGGACGAGGCAGACUACGACAAGGUCAAGCCGGCGACCUACGUUGACCUCGAGGGCGUCAAGGAGCUUGCUCCUGGCUCCGAGGUCACGAUGGUGUGCAAGGACGCCAAGUCCGGAGAGGAGUACGCGCGCAUCCCCCUUGUCCACUCGUUCAACGCUGGUCAGAUCGAGUGGCACCGCGCAGGCUCGGCGCUGAACUUGAUGGCCGCCAAGGCGAAGGCGAGGGCCGCUGGCCAGGCAUAAGUCAGGGCUUCCCUUGCGAUCAUUGUGUGGUUUGAUAGUGUGUGUGGAGAAGCAGCAUUCCCGUAGGCUACUAAAGCGCAACCUCAUUCCUUCUCUUUCUUGCUCUUAUAGCGACUUGUGGCUCAGAAUCGAAUGUUGUUUGACGAGGAGCAGCGACUGCCGGCCUGGCCUGAAUUGCGUGAUGAUGGACUGAGAGAGCAUUGAUGACAAAUUGAAGCGUGUAGCAGAAUACAAACAGCGUCCCUCUAAUGGCAGGCCAUACCCUUACUGUCCACAACGUCUUCCCCGUCCUCAUCACUGACAUAUUCGCCCCACACUCCGGGCGCAUCCUGCUCAUCCUCAUCAA